AUGGAAGACUCCAAUGCCCUGGAGCCAGAACAAGAAAAUCAGGAAUCGGGGGAAGAAGGGAGGCCGUGGGACGAAAUGACAGCAGCUUCUACCCAAGAUCCUCAGCCUGGAUUAUCUGAGCACCCGGAGUCAGAGCAGGGGCCUGACACUGGACCCCAGCCCGGGAGCAGCCCACCUUGGGGUCCGCCUGGGAGCAGCCCACCUGGGAGCCCGCCUGGGAGCAGACCACCUCGGGACCCUCCGUCCAGAGGCAGCCCACCUGUGGAUGACCUCGCGGGACCAGGUGCAUCUCCACCUGCGCCUCCUCGGGAGCCCUCCUCCCCUCCUCCUCUGGCUCUGUCGGCACAGCACCUCGCUGCACAGUGGCGCUCAGACAAGACCGCGAGGGGGAUUCCUGAAGCCGGGACACCUCACCCUGACCACUUGCAACAAUCAUCAGAUGAAGGAGAAUCAACUCACCACCAAACAGGCCAGUCAAAGGGGAACGCCUUUCAACAGCUUCAGCAAACCAACGGUCACCGGUAUGAGCCGAGGGACGCGAACGACGGUAACUCUGAACAGGAAGACCUGAGAUGUGACACUUCUCAGGAGGAAGACUCAGACAGUGAACGUCACCUGGAUGAGGCUGAGCCUGGGCCUGAGCCUGAGCCUGAAGCGGCCCCCAGCAUGCGUGAGAUUGCCGUUCGGAGCGCUAAGGCUUACCUACUGAAGACCAGCAGCAAGUCAGGCUUAAAUCUAUAUGACCAUCUUUCUAAUAUGCUGACCAGGAUCUUAGAUGAGCGUCCUGAAAAUGCUGUGGACAUCAUUGAAAAUAUUAGCCAAGAUGUAAAGAUGGCACAUUUUAGUAAAAAACUAGAUACACUCCAAAAUGAGAAUGAGAUGCUUCCAACAUAUGAAAUAGCAGAGAAACAAAAGGCUCUUUUUCUCCAGGGAAAUUUGGAAGGAGCUGACCAAGAACUGGAAGAUGAAAUGGCAGAAUACUCUCUCCCAAAUGUAAUGGAGUCAGCAUUUUAUUUUGAACAAGCUGGAGUUGGUUUGGGCACUGAUGAGAUUUAUCGCAUAUGUCUUGCCCUCAAGCAGCUUACUGACACCCACCCAAUCCAAAGAUGCCGUUUCUGGGGCAAGAUCUUGGGACGGGAAAUGAAUUAUAUUGUAGCUGAAGUGGAAUUUCAUGAAGGAGAAGAUGAAGAGGAGGUGGAAGAGGAAGAUGUAACUGAAGAGAGGGACAAUGGAGAGAGGGAAGGUGAAGAAGACGAGGAUGAAUUACCAAGGUCCCUUUACAAGGCCCCACAGCCUAUACCAAAAGAAGAAAGCAGAACAGGUGCCAACAGAUACAUUUAUUUUGUUUGCAAUGAACCGGGAAGACCAUGGGUGAAGUUACCAUCAGUUACACCUGCACAAAUUGUUAUUGCAAGAAAAAUCAAGAAAUUUUUCACUGGGCGAUUGGAUUCUCCCAUCAUCAGCUACCCACCUUUCCCAGGAAAUGAGAGUAAUUACCUACGAGCACAAAUUGCCAGAAUUUCAGCAGGGACCCAUGUCAGCCCUUUAGGAUUCUAUCAGUUUGGUGAAGAGGAAGGAGAGGAGGAGGAAGAAGUAGAAAGUGGGCGAGAUAACUUUGAAGAAAACCCUGAUUUUGAAGGCAUCCAAGUGGUUGAUCUAGUGGAAUCCCUAUCCAAUUGGGUUCAUCAUGUACAACAUAUACUACCUCAGGGUCGCUGUAAUUGGUUCAACCCCAUACAAAAAAGUGAAGAGGAGGAAGAAGAUGAUGAAGAAAAAGAAGAGAAAGGAGAAGAGCCUGACUACAUAGAACAGGAAGUGGGGCCUCCUCUCUUGACACCAAUCUCUGAAGAUUUAGAGAUCCAGAAUACACCACCUUGGACAACACGACUAUCUUCAAAUCUCAUUCCUCAAUAUGCUGUUGCUGUUCUCAGAUCCAACCUUUGGCCUGGAGCAUAUGCCUUUUGCAAUGGCAAAAAGUUUGAAAAUCUCUACAUAGGCUGGGGUCAUAAAUAUAGUCCAGACAGCUAUGCACCUCCAGUUCCACCACCAGCUUGUCAAGAAUACCCCAGAGGACCAGAAAUUACAGAAGCAGAUGACCCCAGUGUGGAAGAGGAGCAGGCUUUCAGGACUGCACAGGAAGCUGCUGCGCUUCCAGCCGAGGAAAGCGAAGUAACUGAGGAAGAUGAAGAUGAUUAUGACUAACGAAAAUAAAAUGGGGUGCUCAAUUCAGCAGCAUGUAUACUAAAUAAAACUGACCCCAUUUUAUGAGACUGAUGCAUACAUACUACUUAUGUGGUUCUAAUUAUAUAUAUUCAUGUGCAAAAUGCCAUUCCCUGAAAUAAUCAAAUUUGGAAUUUUAUGUUUGGAAUUAUUAGUAUGUACUUACAGAAAGAUGCUCAAUGGAUUUUGCAGAGGCUAAAUGACAUGUUCUACAUUAUUGUCCUGAUAGCCACACCAAUGGAAUAUGUGCUUCUGUAUUUUUUUUUCAAGUCUCAAGUUUAACUUCUAAUAUGGCAAACAUGAAAAUAUAUAACCCACAAAAGCUUCUUGGGCACUUCAAUAUUUUUUUGAGCAUCAAGGGGUAUCAAGGUAAAUAUUAAGUUUAUAAUUUCAUCACCUGCUCAAAGCCUUGGGGAACACUCAAAUUUUUAACCUUUUUACUUGUUACUUCUUUAUUUAUUUUUUGUUUAAAGUAUUACA
This is a messenger RNA of Myotis davidii, 2700 nucleotides long. RefSeq names its product radial spoke head 4 homolog A (Chlamydomonas) (gene RSPH4A). The coding region runs from base 1 to 2202 and encodes 733 amino acids. The transcript is spliced from 6 exons. Gene Ontology annotation, cellular component: axoneme; radial spoke. NCBI's taxonomy places the organism in Eukaryota, Metazoa, Chordata, Mammalia, Chiroptera, Vespertilionidae. The record is from RefSeq and is a predicted model, not a curated record. Gene Ontology annotation, biological process: axoneme assembly; cilium movement involved in cell motility; cilium assembly.